Messenger RNA from Nicrophorus vespilloides, 808 nucleotides. RefSeq lists its product as uncharacterized. The coding region runs from base 65 to 763 and encodes 232 amino acids. The record is from RefSeq and is a predicted model, not a curated record. The transcript is spliced from 4 exons. NCBI's taxonomy places the organism in Eukaryota, Metazoa, Arthropoda, Insecta, Coleoptera, Silphidae.
UCGCGACGCUCGCUCGCUGCAGUGGACCCGGACGACUGGACGACAAAGGAAGGAAGGCGCGAUCAUGAAGCUCCUCUCGAUGCUUUCGGCGAAGCCGAAGAAACUGAACAUGGUCCCGGUUACCAUAACGAAGAAGAAGCUGAAACAGAAGAAAGCCAAAUGGGACGCGCUGAGGAUAUCGUGCAUCGUCUUCGGCAUCUUCAUAUUCGUUGCGAUUGGGCUGAUAGCGACGCUGUCCAUCAUCGGGAUGAUGAAGACCAUCACCGUGUGGGAUCUGCUGCGCGAGGACAUCGCCGAGCAGAUGGGGGUGAUCGACAAGAAGCAUUCAGCGGCCAACAUCGAGAAGCUCAAACUAUCUCUGGACCAGGAAACAGUCUUCUCCUCGAUCUGCAUCAUCUUCACCGGCUUCAGCACUCAGCUGACCUUCGCCUGCAUCAUCCUCCUCUACGGUCUCUUCACCGUAAACCCGCAAGCGCUGCUUGCCUGGAUCAUCUACUCCGGCACGAACAUUAUCUACAUGAUCCUCUUCGUCGUCUUCGUGGAACGUUGCUCCAACUUCGAUUUUCUCACCAGGCGCAUCAACAUCUGGUUCGAGGGCUUCAUGCUGUGCUUGAUCGCCUACAACAUCAUGCUCAUCAAGUACACCAGAAGCAUCGACAAGAAGUUGACUCUGGUCGUCAAAUCCAACGGAGGCUACAGUCACACCGUCAAGCCAGCUCCAUCCGCGGAGAUCACUGAAAAACCAGAAAAUUACAUUGUUUAAAUGGAAAUGAACGUACAAUAACACAAAAGAAGACAGUGAACAAAA